GCUGAUGAGGAUGAUGAUGAUUAAAAAAGAAAUUGCGUGGGCUGGUUGCAACGUUAGAAGGCGCCUGUAUUGCGUAAAGGCAAUAUAAUGAAUCCCGAAAGAGAAGAAAAAGAAGAGAAAAAAAUCUUGUAUAGCCUCGUACGGUAUCGCUCGCAUUUACGGACGAACAAGUACCGCUAAUCGCUUUAUAUACACCACCUUUGAAAACAUGAAUGUCUUAUGUCAGGAAGGAAAAAAUGGUAAAGAGGAUUUUGAAAUUUCAAACAGGAAGUAUUGGAACAUGUUCUUCGGCCCUGUUUUGUGAAAGAAAUGAAAAGAAGAAGAAGAAGAAGAAGAAGAAGAAGAAGAAGAAGAGAAGAAGAUGAGAAACACGAUAGACGACGAUAUACACCGGUAUACUCCCUCCUCCUUUAUUUCUUUGGCUCGACGGUGUAAUCCCUAUAUAUGUUGAUACUCGUGUUUUUUUACUCUUCCGCGCACGGGACCCGCACCCUGACCCACAAGUGUGGGACUAGUCAGUCAGUCAGGCGAUGAAACCUCGUACGAUUAGGAUUGGCUAUUGUAAUUCGCGGCCAAGUGUGACACGUGCUUGAGAGUUGUGUGUACAUACAUAUAUAUAUAUCCCGAUCAGCUGUGUGAUCUCUCGGGGCGAGAGAGCUUUUUUUUUUUUUUUUUGCAUCAUCAGUGAGAGAGAAAAAGAGAAAGAGAGAAAGACACUUAAAGGGAAAGAUGCAAUUCCACUCGAUCACGGGAUGCAUCGUCCUUAUUUUGAUCCUUGGCAAUGUUUCUGCACAAGAUGACGAUUCAUUAGCCGGCAGCUUUCUAUCAGGUCUUUUGGAUUCGAUAACGAGUACGGCGAAUAGUGCUGAUUGUCCAGGGUAUUGUGUACACGCCCUGGCAACUUUGAUAUGUUAUGAAGUUUUAGAGGAUGUACAAUGUCCAACAUCGAGUAUGAGAUGUUGUUUAGAAGCGCCAUUAAAUAGUACAGAUUUAUCGUCCGAAACUUCAAACGAUAUUAGUGAUAAUGUCACGACAACAUUGGCGACAACAACGACAACGACAUCAACAACAACAACCACGACAACUGCUUCGCCAACGACAGAAAAAAUUAUAACCAGUAAAUCACCUACAACGCAAACACCAUCGACAACAACUUCUUCCCUUACAACAAUUUCUUCCAUCACAAAAUCAUCCACGAAAAGUAGAAAUGGUACGAAACAAGUGGAAACCGAAAGUGUGCAAAAUUGUACGGGAAUUUGCAUGGCCGAGCGAAUCGCUGAUUAUUGCGAUGCAGUGCUUAAUGUUGAAACACUUUGUAAACCGGGAUAUCGUUGUUGUGUGUCACGCGAUGCAUUUGGCGAUUCACCACCACCGGAAUUAGUUGUCAUUGAUAGGACAAAAUUAAAUGGUACACGUCCUGAUGAAAAAUUUGUGUCAACUACAAUGAAAACACAGGAAAAAAUAACAUCACGACCACCAUCUCAAAUUCGACCAAUUACACUUGGAUCAUUGUUAACAACACCAUCAACAAUUGGAAUAUCAACACCAGUGCCAGAGAGACCAAAACCAGCACUUGGCGAAAUAUGUAAAGGCGAAUGCGUUAAUGGAUUAUUUGCAUUUCUUUGCGAUAAUAUUGAUACCGAUGCCGAUUGUCCUGGCGAUGGAUUUUGUUGUAUCACGGAAGCUCCCGCAAAUCCGGAACCAACAACAACGGAGAAACCAGUGACAAAACCUCCAGAAAUAAAACUUCCGUCGUGUCCUGGUUUUUGUAUUUUACCGAUAAUGGCAGCAUUUUGCGAACGACCGAAAAUCAUUAUCUCGCGAACAUCCACAUGUCCCGUUGGACAAGUUUGUUGCGGAAGUACCAAAAGUUCCACUCCGCGACCGAGACCAAAGCCAAAACCAACACCGCAAAGAACGGUGACGACAACAGUUGCUCUACCUCCGGAUCCACGACCAGAAUGUCCUGGAUCGUGUAUCAUGUCCUAUUUAUCGUUUACAUGUUUCAGAAAUGCAGAGUUAACGAAUAUUUUCAAAUGCAAAAAACCCGGUCAUCAGUGUUGUGCACAAAAAUCAAUAAUUCGUGAAUUUACGGAGGGAAAUUCGACGGAAUCAACUCUCGCUAAUCGAAACGAUACAUACGUUACUCUUCCACCACGAGCAAAUACACCGUAUACGCCAUUAUCAACAAUUAUUUAUGAUACAACAACAAUUCCACCGCCGCCGCCUCCAAGUACAACGAAAAAUCCCGUUUACAGUAAAUAUGUUUGCGGUGUAAAAGGAACGUCACGAACACCAGUACAAGCGAGGGAUUUUGAUCGAGUAGCAAGAGUCGUGGGUGGUGAUGAUGCGGAAGCCAAUGAAUGGUGUUGGCAGGUCGCAUUAAUCAAUUCCCUCAAUCAAUAUCUAUGCGGUGGUGCUCUCAUUGGAACGCAAUGGGUCCUAACAGCCGCACAUUGUGUUACAAAUAUCGUACGAUCGGGAGACGCAAUUUAUGUGAGAGUGGGCGAUCACGAUUUAACGAGAAAAUACGGUAGUCCUGGCGCUCAAACAUUACGAGUGGCAACGACAUACAUUCAUCAUAAUCACAAUAGUCAAACGUUGGACAAUGACAUUGCAUUGUUGAAAUUACACGGACAAGCGGAACUUAAAGAUGGUGUUUGCUUGGUUUGUCUACCGGCGAGGGGUGUCAGUCACACGGCAGGAAAACGAUGCACCGUUACCGGUUACGGAUAUAUGGGAGAAGCUGGUCCAAUUCCGUUGAAAGUUCGCGAAGCCGAAAUACCAAUUGUCAGCGAUGCUGAGUGCAUUAGAAAAGUAAAUGCAGUUACGGAAAAAAUUUUCAUUUUACCAGCGAGUAGUUUUUGCGCUGGUGGAGAAGAAGGCAAUGACGCGUGUCAAGGCGACGGAGGUGGUCCAUUGGUAUGUCAAGACGAUGGAUUUUACGAAUUGGCAGGUUUAGUAUCAUGGGGCUUUGGUUGCGGUCGAAUCGACGUCCCCGGCGUUUACGUUAAAGUAUCGGCAUUUAUUGGUUGGAUAAAUCAAAUAAUAUCUGUAAAUAAUCUUUAGCUCUAAUUAGUUCUUUCAUUUUUAUUUUUAUUUAUAUAUAUAUAUUUAUACGCUUAUUUAUUUAUAUCAUUGUCAUAUCAGCGCAUCUUGACAGUUGAGAAUCUUGAUUGAUAAAUAAGCACCAUCGAUGCACAGAAGAAGCGAAUUCUAAAGCUAAAUUGAUCUAGACUUUAGCAUCGCAACUGUGAUAUUUACUAAUUGCAAAGUAGGGAGAAAAAAUUGUAUUUUUUUUUUUUUUAUAAUUUCUGUAGCACAUUUUAAUAAUUUAAUGAAAGAACGUUAGGAUGCGCCAAAAGUUUCAAAUUGAAACUCAGGUAAAAAAAUGAGAUUGUUCACAUUGUGGAGGCACUUGAGCAAAUUAUUGAAAUUGCACUAUUUCUUCUACCAAUUAAUUCUAAUUAGGAAAUUUGUACUAAUUGGUAAAUUAUUUCCAAAUAGUUGAACAAAAGACUUAUAUCUAUAUAUAUAUAUAAAUUUGGGGAAAUAUUUCCCAAUUUUGUUUUUUUCGCUUCUUGCAAACACCAAAUAUUUCAUUCAGAUUAUUUUUUAAUUAAAAUCUUCAAUUGUAUUUUUUUUAGAUUCGUUUAAUUUAAUUUUGAGUUACAUAAAUUUUUUUUUAGUCAUUAAUUUAAAAGUUUUAAAAAAAGUCGAAAUUCUGGAAUUACAUUUUUUAGAAUUUAAAAACUUUUUUUUUUAUUUUCAUCGUUCUCUUUAUUUUCUCUAAAAAUUGAUUGAGAUUCAUCCUUCACAAUCAUUGUUUUCAAACUCAUUGUGUAGUUUUAAAAAUUACAUUAAAUCAUUUUUAUAAUAUAGAACAUUUUGUAAAUAUUAUAUAAAAUAUCGAUUUUUGAUAUAUUUUUUUAUUUUUUUGAAAUUUAAAAAAAUGAAAUGAAAAGAUAUUGUACUCUAUCUUGCUUUGUAUAUUAAUGCAUUGUUUUAUAAGUGUUUAUUAAAAAAAAAGAAGUGUAAAAUUCUUUUAGUAUCUUUUUAAGUUAUCUUUAAAAAAAAUUCUAGAUUUAAAUAUAAAUUAUAAUUUCGUUUUAUAGUUAUUGACACUUUUUUUCAUCUCUCGUUCAUGUACAAAUGUAUUAAUUUGAAUUAAAACAAAAAAAUAAAAAACUAUGUACCUAAUAGAGUAAUAUUUUUUCUUAUUUAUAAUAAUCUUAAUUUUCAGUUAAAAUUGAAUACACAAUAUAUAUCAUGUAUAUUAUUGUCAUAAAUCAAAUCUAAUAUUAUUAAAAUAUCGUAGUAAUUACGAAGCAACUUUUUAAAUUCCCAUUUGUUUUUUUUUUGUUUUUUUUUUUUUAAACAUAAGUUUAGAUAUUUUCUACUAUUUUUUAAUUUUUUUGUUCUUCCAUUAUUGUUGCUUCUAAAAUAUAUAAAAAUUAUUUUUGCACUAAAUUUCAA
Molecule: messenger RNA, 4476 nt
Organism: Leptopilina boulardi
Lineage: Eukaryota; Metazoa; Arthropoda; Insecta; Hymenoptera; Figitidae
Gene: mas
Product: protein masquerade-like
Exons: 12
Coding region: 730-3069 (779 amino acids)
Biological process (GO): proteolysis
Molecular function (GO): serine-type endopeptidase activity
Source: RefSeq, a predicted model, not a curated record